CGGUCAACUUUAACGGCUCUAUAGACAUUCAGUUUGCUGACCAUUAACUUUGUUUUCCUGUUGUACUCACUUAUUCUACCUCUGUGGAGUCAAAGCUGGAGUAUCUCAAGUGAUUUUCUAUUCCUGGAGAGACUCGUCCCUCUUAUCUUCUUAUUCCCCCCCAUCUGUCUCUCCUUUCUCCUUUGUGCUCUCUGGAGGAGGAGCUCAGAAAGUCAGUGGUGGUGAUCAGUCUUUUUUGUCACCAAGAAAUCUGAAUGUAGGAAUGAAGAUUCGAAGCUGAAAGGCAACAAAUGACAACGUGUUGAAGAACCUUUUCCCUCAUUCAUUAAACCAACGGAAAGCUCUUUUCUGCAGUGGCGACAGCCCUUUGAUGUUUUGACGCCACCUUCCACAUGGAAACACUCUGAACCAAUUACAUUCUGGCUUGUAGCUAGACAUGGACUGCACCGCGGCUAUUUUGAAAGCAUGUGCCCGUUUAAGGACCAUGUGGUGUCGGCAUGAACGGACUUCAGUGCAUCACCCGUGGAGGUUUCUGGAGAGUUGCCGCUGUGGUCGAGAUGUUAGGGCGGUUGGCACUUUUAGCCAUUCGUCCUCACUCCGGGGCUUGCUGUUUUAUGUAUGCUGCUGUCUAACACAUGAGGAAAACUCGGAUCUGUGUCGGGAUUGGGUCGAUCUUCCCAUCGACGAAACGAGGAGAGACAGGAGAGGGCGAAGAUGUGAGGAAGGUGAAGAAGAGGAGGUGUUAGGACCGCCUCCCUCAGUGGAUGAGGCAGCUGAUGCUCUAAUGACACGACUGGGCUUUUUAUUGGGAGAAAAGAUCAUCAGUGGAGAACCUGGCUCACCGAACCAUCGCCAGGUUGAUGGACAGCAGAGAAUCUCUCCUUCCUCCAGCCUGGCCAGCAGCAGCACCUCCCCCUCCUCCACCUUACAGCCCCCUGCUGGAGUUGAGGGUAACAACAACAACAAGCACACUUCAUCCAUCCAAGCCUCUGUCACCUCCCCCUCAUCAACACUGGAGAGUAGAGAUAGCGGCAUCAUAGGUAUGGAGGGUGCUGUAGCCACAUUGACCAGCUAUUCUGUUGAAUCAGCACCAGAGCAUGAUGACAACGCCAAGCAGCCCAGCGACGGUUACCAAGGCAGCAGCCUCAAACUCUGGGGGCACGAGGGAUGGCCUGUGGUGACACCAACCUCCUCUUCCUGUAUGGUUGCGACAGGAAGCUUGAACGAUGACUUCCCGUACAGGGCAGAGGACAGCAUGGCCUCCACAUACAGCCUCAACAAACUCCACCCAGAAUGGGGACAAGACUCAAAUCGCUUGUCUGGAUCCACCCAUUCCAUCCCGCUCUACCUUACGCCCCGCCCCAAUUCGGUUGCUGCCACAAGUUCCGCUCACCUUGAAGACCUGGCCUACCUGGAUGAACAGCAAAGGCCCGCACCUUCCAGGUCGUCCCUCAGAAUGCCCAGACAGAAUUCCGGAAAUCGAGGUCAACAAGAGCCGAGAGUUCAGUUCACGCCAUAUCUCAAACUGAAGCCCCUUCACUUUGAAAUUCCUGGACUGUUGUCUGAUUGGCGAUUCACCGGAAGGGAGUGGCUCUUCAAGGAAGUGGACACCUGUCUGCGCAGCGAUGACCCUUCCAUCAACCGAGGGGUGGUAAUUGUUGGAAACAUGGGCUAUGGCAAGACUGCCAUCAUCGCCCGCUUGGUGGCCCUUAGUUGUCAUGGAAACCGCAUGUGGCCAACAUCCGCUCAGACACUGCCAAAAAAUGCUGAAUCUUUCCACCAUGAUUCGCUGGGAAGACGGGGAGGAGAUGAAGGAGGAGGAAGCUGUCCAGGGACUCCUGAGAUUAGGAGGAGACAGCAGGAGGCGCUGCAGAGGCUCGCAGGACAGGUAGUUUCCUACCACUUCUGUCAGGCUGAUAACUGCCACACGUGUCUGGUUCCGGAGUUUGUCCACACCAUGGCGGCAAGGCUAACUGAGGCCCCACAGCUGUCAGCAUAUCGAGAGCUGCUGCAUCGAUCACAGCAGCUUCAGAGCUCACUCAGUCUGCGAUCCUGCAUCCAAGACCCAAGCUCAGCCCUCCAGAAAGGAAUUCUAGAACCACUGGAUGCUCUCUACAAGGAGAAGACACUGCAUGUGGAGGGAACGGGGAUCAUUUUACUGAUUGAUGGGUUAAACGAGGCCGAGUUCCAUCGGCCGGACUAUGGUGACACACUGACGUCCUUCUUGUCACGAAACAUACACAAAUUUCCUCCAUGGUUAAAGGUCAUUGCCACUGUCAGAACCAGUCAGCAGGACAUCACUCGGUCUUUACCUUUUUACCGCAUCUCUUUAGACCGGAUGGAGGAAAACAGUGCCAUAGAGCAAGACCUGCAGGGUUACCUGAUGCAACGAAUCCACAGCAGCCCUGAGAUUCAGAGCAAUGUGUCCUUAAGCAAUGGUCGCCUCGACAACAUGGCAUUGGCCAAGUUGACAAGUCACCUAAAGACCUUAAGCAAAGGCUCUUACCUCUACCUGAAACUAACCAUGGACUUGAUUGAGGGAGGAUACCUGGUCCUCAAGAGCUCCAGCUUUAAGGUGGUCCCUGUAAGCCUCGCCGAGGUCUACCUGCUGCAACUGAACAUGCGCUUUCCCACACAGUCAUCAUUUUUGCGAGUUCUACCACUGCUCAAUGUAACUGUAGCAUCGCUGCACCCACUGACUGACCAACAGCUCUUUGAGGUGGUGAAUGCCGGCACACUUACAGGAGGGGCAAUUCAAUGGGCUGAGUUUCUGCAGCGUCUGGAGCAGCUGUCUCCUUUCCUGCUGCAACGGACUGAUGGGAGUCGGAUGCUCAACCACACCUCCUUCAGGGAAUGGCUGGUAUGGAGGGAGGAGGGGCAGGACGACAGGUUUCUGUGCGACCCAAGGAGCGGUCACACUCUCCUGGCCUUCUGGCUCUGCAGACAGAGAGGAAAGUUGAAUUGGCAGCAGACACUUGAACUGGGACAUCACAUCUUGAAGGCUCAUAUCUACAAGGGCUUAAGCAAGAAGCUUGGGGUUUCGUCCUCGAUUCUGCAGGGCCUUUGGCUGUCCUACAGCACGGAGAGCUUGAAUGACGCACUGUCAUCAUUGCGAAACCUUUACACCCCAAACAUCAAGGUUAGCAGAUUGCUGAUUAUGAGCGGGGCUGAUGUGGAUUAUCGCAGUGGUGUUCUGAACAACGCUCCUCUGCUGUGUGUCCACGCUCACUUGGGCCACGGUGAUGCCGUGGCCCUUUUACUUGACCACGGAGCUCAGGUGGAUGCACAGUCACAAGAUGGUUUGACUGCACUGGGAUUUGCUGCUUCAGCUGGACAUCUGGAUGUUAUCACCCUGCUGAGUCAGCACAGAGCCAAGGUGGGUCACGUGGACAGCUCAGGCCGGUGUGUGUUGGUGCAUGCAGCUCAGCGGGGCCACCUCCAGGUGCUACGCUUCCUGCUGAAGCUCGCUGACUGGAGCUGCACUUCCUGCUGUGGCCACAGGGGGGUGAGCAGGAGCCAGGCGGUGCAGCAGGCAUUGACCGCAGCAGCCAGCAUGGGCCAUUCAGAGAUUGUGUCUCAUCUCCUGGAUCCUCCAGAUGAAGACAAUAAAGAGGAGGAAAGACCAGAAAUCAACACCCUCGACAGUCUGUGGGGAGAAACAGCCUUGACGGCAGCAGCAGGAGGUGGCAGGUUGUCAGUCUGCACCCGGCUGUUGGAUCAAGGUGCUGCUCUGCAGCAAAGCAGCAGACGGGGGGUCGUGCCACUCUUUUGCGCAGUCCGGGGAGGCCACUGGCAGGUGGUGGAGCUGUUAUUGAAUCAUGGAGCGGAGGUCAACAUGAUGGACCAGCAGGGUCGGACCGCCUUGAUGACAGCUGCAUCAGAGGGUCACAUGGCCACAGCCAAAUUGCUGCUGGAUCAUGGGGCCUCUCUGGAUCAGGCUGACAGGGAAGGUUUAACAGCGCUGAGUUGGGCCUGUCUGAAAGGUCAGCUCCAAUUGGUCAGAGAGCUGGUGGAGAGAGGCGCAACCACAACACACACUGACCGCAGUGGGCGCACACCGUUGGAUCUGGCUGCCUUCCGUGGCGACCCCGAAGUGGUGCAGCACCUGGUGGAUCAUGGAGCGUCCGUGGAACACACAGAUUCCAGUGGCAUGCGUCCACUGGACCGAGCAGUCGGUUGCAGAAACACUUCAGCAGUUAUUGCUCUGCUCAAAAAGGGAGCUAAGAUAGGACCAGCAACCUGGGCUAUGGCUACGUCUAAACCAGACAUUUUAAUGGUGCUCAUUAGUAAACUGGUUCAAGAGGGGGACAAACUAUACAAGCAAGGCAAAGUGAGGGAAGCUGCUCAUUCCUAUCAGUCAGCGCUACAGAAGUUUCCAGGGGACGAGAUGAAGACCUUCAGACAGCUGAGAGUGUGUGUGCUCCUUAACCUGUCACGUUGUCGCCGCAAGAUGAAUGAUUUCAGCCUCGCUGAGGAGUUUGCCACCAAGGCUCUCGAACUGAAAGCCAAAUCGUACGAGGCCUUCUAUGCCCGAGCUCGAGCCAAACGCAGUCGCAGGCAGUUUCAUGCGGCCCUUGAAGAUCUGUUGGAAGCCAGCCGCCUGUGUCCCUCCAACCGAGAGAUUCAACGCCUGCUCUCUCGGGUCAAGGAAGAGUGUCGACAACAAGAUUCUUCCACUCCCUCAACACAACAUGUUUGUCAAAAAAACUUCUCCAUCCACGAUGCCAGGGGCAGAGAUCCUGAUUAUCUGCAGGUGCAUCCCAAUGAGGAGACUACUAAGGAGGAAGACAAUGAAGAGGACAGGAAUCGGUGGAAAGGGAAUGUUUCUGCUCCCAUGAUUCAAAGUCUUAACAUUUAUGGUUGUCCAGGAGUGCAGCUACCUUCCUCCCUCUCCCCAACACAUUUGUAUCAUGCCCAAUCCAGUCCGACCCAUUCCCCCUCUCACUCUGGACCUCCACCCCCGCCCUCCUCCUCCUACCACCGCUUCAGCCCUCCAACUUCUCCACGGCAGCAUCAGCAGCCAACCAGCCCAGUGUUGGAACGCCAGUCCAGUCUGCAACAUGCGCAAAUGGUGUUAUCUGCUCACCACCCAGACCAGAACCAGGGAGUACAACAGUAUCACCAUCAGGCAAAUCCAAGAUCGUUUCAGAACCCUGUUCAGACCCAGUGGCUCCAGCAAGCGAAAGUCCAGUUGGUCAGAACGAGUCCACCCAGUUCAGCGAUUCAUUCCAGCGUGGUUUUGGGGAGUUCAGGCUAUUCUCAGUUUGCCCAGCUGCCACAAGAACUUGCUGAACUGGGGGAUGGUAUUUGCCCAAGCCCCUUUGAUAUGCAACAGAGUCAGCAGGGCCAUGCAGGCCUGGGCUCUGGAGCUUCAUAUAAACAAGACAAUGUGGAUGUUGACCUGGUUUGCCAGCCAAGACCUGCACCUGUGUAUGGGAGAGGAGGGGACAGGGUAGGGAUAAGUCAUUUUGGACAGGGCCGUCAGUUUAGCCGCAACCAAUCCAAAGCCGCCUAUUACCCCAUGGAAGUAACUGAAGUCCCAAAAGGCCCACAAGAUGAACACCAGUACCUCCACCAGGGGGGACUACGACGCCCACUUAGUGCGCACCCAACCUCUCCUGCCUUUCCCCCGAGACCUGCCCACCACUCCCAGAGCCCCAGUGUUCGUUUCUCCACAAGCAGCGGCAGCCUCGCUAGCGGGCAGCAGGCUAAUCGAGGCGCAGCUUUCAGGUCCUCAGCCUCCACCCAGUACAUGGACUUACCUUCUCACCCUUCUACAGGAGAGGUGAUUGGCCAUCGUGACGAUCUCGUACUGAUCUCCUCUACACAGGCAGACGCUUGUCUGGUCGGGGGGGGCACUUAUCCCGGAGAGGCCAGUCGUUCAAGGAACAUUCCUUACAUGGGUCUUAAUGAUAAGUUUGUGAGGGCACAGCAACAAGGUCCUCCUACUUCCUCAUCUAUCCUCAGCCCCUCUCGAUCCUGGGCCGUGUCUUCGGUGGACACCAUCGUCACGUCACCUGUUAAAAACCCCACCAAACAGGUUGAGUUGAACCAAUCCCAACCGCCCUUCUCUAUCGCCUACCACAACCGCAGCAACAACAACGGCCAUUAUGACAACCAGCCGCCCUACUACGACAUGAUACCAAGCCACAAUCCCCAGGGUCAAAACCCUGUUCAGGUUGGUGGUCAGAAGUUCCCUUACCUUGACGUGAAGCUCGCUCGAACACUGCCAGUGAACAGAAAGGCAUGUCCGACCUCUCCUGUUAAAGCCAAAAGACCCUUUGUCGAGUCAAAUGUAUAAAGAAAUGGAAAAACAAGCAUGAAAAAAAGGGGAAAAACCUUGAAACCGAAUUUGUGUAACGUGUGUGUCGAACUCAGGGUGUACACGCACUAGGCCGUACGCAACACAUAAAAUCCGGCGAGUGUGAGCGCUCUGAUCCAUGCUAAAGUUCGGUACACUUCCUGUCUUGCGGGGCACGAUUGGAAGAGGUGGGCCAGUGCACGGCAUGAUCGGUCACGUGCGUGUGCGGCGUAGCCAAGGCAACGGAAUGUGAGGAGUGAUGGCACUGCAACAUUUCAUACUAGAAAUAAAUGGAAAGAUUCAAAAUCAGGGCCGGGGGGCUCGUAUUUUUCUUGGCCCUCUGCAUAUUGGAAAAAUUAAAAUGAGUUUAUUAUUAGUCAGUAUUACACCUACAGUGUAACACACUGAUCUUUUGUUCAGAUAGCUUAGCAUAUAUUGACCUACAUUGGAUUAGUUUUAGCAUUUUUGGGGGAAACAAGUUUGGACACCCCCAGCUCUAAAAUAGUCCACCAGUUGUCAUGAUGUAAUUGCAUUAAUGCAAUCGCUCCUCUUGCCACCUUGCAGAGUAGAAAUGAAUAGAACUCUAUGAAUAAGACUCCAGACAGUAAGAAAAAUUGCAGUAAUACAGCAGUGUAAAAGUAGUGGCUCUAACAAAUGUCAUUAUUUUUUGUUUUGUUUUUUUACCUACAAUUAAAAAAAAUAAUUUAAUGAAAAGUAGUGGUAAGCAGAUAGUCAUGUAUGCAACUAUUGUACAUUUUAUUUAAAAAAGGGUUUGGUCACAAAAACAUUUGCUUGUCAUAUUGUGUAUUGUGUAAGAAGUGAAGAAAAAUUGCAGUUGCCAUGCAAUUUUUUGUUUUGCAUUGAGCAAGAAAGAUCAGCAACUAUGUGUGUUAUGAAUGCAUGAAUGGUUUUAAUGAUGUUCUGCACAUCUUUUCAGAAAGUUACUGUCACUCUCGUGAAGCUCAAAUGCUGUGCUGAGAUGAGUUAAGGGUGUGGAAAGCAUCUAUGUUCAAUAUCAGUCUGAAAGUCGGUAUCAGAGCUGUUAUUUUGAAAGGCUACUUCAAAAUUAAAUGAUAGUCCAUGAGCGACGUAUGGGUGGUGUAAACUAUUUUUUUUUUAACAUACAGCCUUAAAACAUGGGGGGAGCUGGAGCCUGUUCGAGCUCACUUUGGGUGCGAGGUGGGGUGCACCCUGGACUGGCUAACAACCAAUCACAGGACACAUAUAGACACGCAAGCGUUCACACUCAAAUGGACAAUUUGUGUGGGAGGAAGCUGGAGGACCUGGAGAAAACCACUCGCACACGGAGAACAUGCAAACCCAACACAGAAAUGGGCAUUUGAACCCAGAUUUCCUGAGAUGGUUAGGGAUAGGGCUUUAGGUUUUACAAUUAGGGUCAGGAUUAGGGAUAAGAGUCAGGGUUGGCAAUAGGAUUUUAGGUUUUACGGUUAGGGUUAGGGAUAAGAGUUAGGAUUAGGGAUAGGUUUUUACAUGUAAAGGUUAGGUUUAGGAUUAGGGAUAGGGUUGUAGGUUUUGCGGUUAGAGAUAACAGUUUGGAUUAGGGAUAGGGUUUUAGAUUUUAUGGUUAGGGUUAGAAUUAGGGAUAAAAGGGGAUUAGGGAUAGGGUUUUAGAUUCUACGGUUAGGGUUAGGAUUAGGAUUAGGGAUAAGAUUUAGGAUGAUGGGAUAGGGUUUUAGUUUUGACGUUAGGGUUAGGGAUAAGAGUUAGGAUUAGGGAUAGGGUUUUAGGUUGUACAGUUAUGGUUAGGGAUAAGAGUUGGGCUUCAGUAAGAGUUAGGGAUAGGGUUUUAGGUUUUACGGUUAGGGAUAACAGUUUGGAUUAGUGAUAGGGUUUUAGAUUUUAUGGUUAGGGUUAGAAUUAGGGAUACGAGUUAGGAUUAGGGAUAGGGUUUAGGUUCUACGGUUAGGGAUAAUAGUUUGGAUUAGUGAUAGGGUUUUAGAUUUUAUGGUUAGGGUUAGAAUUAGGGAUAAGAGUUAGGAUUAGGGAUAGGGUUUUAGGUUUUACGGUUAUGGAUAAUAGUUAAGGUUAGGGUUUUAGUUUUUACAGUUAGGGUUAGGAUUAGGGAUAAGAGUUAGGAUGAUGGGAUAGGGUUUUAGCUUUGACCGUUAGGGUUAGGGAUAAUAGUUAGGAUUUAGGGAUAGGGAUUUAGGUUUACGGUCAGGAUUAGGGAUAAGAGUUAGGGUUAGCUAGGGUUUUACGGUUAGGGUAAGGGAUAACAGAAUUAGGGAUAGGGUUUUAGAUUCUAUGGUUAGGGUUAGGAUUAAGGAUAAGAGUUGGGGUUAGGGAUAGGGUUUUAGGUUUUACAGUUAGGGUGAAGAUUAGGCAUUAGAAUUAGGGUUAAGGAUAUGCUAUCAGCUAGCUAACAUGGUCACCACAAUUUCAGAAUAUAAAACACUUGGUAUGUGGACAAAAGGUAUCCAUGCUGUGGUUUUCUCCAUGGAGCACCCACCUACUAGCGCCCAGUGUUGCCAACUCCUCCGUAAGGAAAGUACUGUAGCUAUCGGCUGUCUUAAACGUUGCUAGAAGUUGCCAAAUGACGUCUGUCUAAUUUUCAUGAUCGGCCGUAGCCUGCGUUCACAUGGCUCGUUCAACGGGGGUACAGCACACCUAUGCAAGCGCCUUCUCCGAUUUUGGAGCAACAUUUGCAUUAAAAAUGUAACCCAUCUCCAAUAACACUGUCUUUAAUUGCCUUAAGAAUGAUACAUACUUUUACGUCGGGGUCCCCAAUAACACCAGAAAAAGUCUCUAGGUUUGUCGCUAAAGGGGUCUUAGUACUCUCUAAAUACGGAGUCAGUUGCAAAGUUGGCAACACUGCUAGCACUAGCUCACCAACCGUAUUUAGGGCCUGCACGGUCUCGGCCCUCCUGGUACUCAUCUUUGAGUUUGACACCUGUGCCGUAGUCUGAGCAUGCCCUGAAAUCCUGCUGAGAUUUCAAUUGUGAAAGUCAAUAGGAAGUCAACUGUACACGUGUUGUUCAUUCCUCAGAUCGGUCAGCUGUUAACAUGCUACAAACUAACAAAGUAACCAGGAACAAGUACAAUGAGGGAAAGACCAAAGGGCUUACGUUGUUUGAACAAGCACAAGUAGCAAGAAAUGGAAUUCUUUCUUCUGUCCUGCCCUCCCUUGUCGUGUCUGCUUUGCAGUACAUGCAAAUGGGUUUGUACAGUAAAUGGAUGCAGAUGAUGACUCAGCAGUAGCAGCACAAAGCACUUAUCUGCUCCCCAUUGAAACCUGGAGAAACAACUAGAAGAUACCCGCAACCCCAAGCCAUAGCUUUGAGAAACAUGAGCAUCAGCUGACUUACUGUGUGUGUGUGUGGGGGGGUUGUGUUUAAGUUAUGUUUGUCUUAAAAUGUGUACAUUUUGUUCUCUUUUGAACUGUUUUUGUAUUUUGCUUUUACAUGUUUUCACUCUGAAUGACUUAUUUGAAAGGAUACAAAUUAAAGAUGUAAUAUGUAUAUCAUUUUGUAUACAUAUUUCUUACAUCGCUUUGCAGUGAGCCCGCAGUUUAAAAAAAAAGACAACAACAAAAAAAACAUUUUAAAAUGUGUUUUUGUAUAUCAUGUGGAUGCUGUGAUAUGACUAUUAGGACCCCCCCUCAACAAAAUUCAAUUUCAAUCACUUGCUUUUCGAUGGAGGUGUGAGAAUAUUGGGGCUCCUGCUGUAUAAACUACAACUUUAUUCUAAAUGUGCUAAAUUGUUGUAUAAUUUUUUGUAACUUUUAUCGCCGUGGAAGCCAGUGACAGUCAUUUGCUUGUAGCCAACAUCUGAGGCUGAAGAGCACUUAUUGGACUGAUGUUACAGCACAAGUAGCCAUCCGUGAACAUCUCAAAUCUCAAUUAUGAGAGUUUCGUCAUCCGUUUUCUGUGCAGUGACAACGGCGAGGGUGCGUAAACUUUCGCGUGUUUUGUGAACAUGAAUGCGGUUUUUCCACAUGACUUGUCCUGCUUUCUUGUUUCAGCAGCUAGUUUCACUCUGAGUGGAAAAGCUCAGUGAACCGACUACUUGAAUGAGCCAGUUGAGUGGAUGCAAAACAUAAAUAGUGAGUAACAACUCCGCACAGUCGGUUUUAAGUGUUAGGCUGCAUUUUCAGCUCUGUUUUAUGAUCAUUUUUUGGGGGUGUGAGAAACAUUUCAAAUGAAUGACUGCUUGGCUUGACAUUGUCCGAAGGAAUAAAGAGAAAUGAAAGCUGUGUACUCAACGCUCACCUCUUCUGCUCAUGUUUGCUAGAUGAUGAUAUUAAAAUGUUCUAGUCCUCCUGAGACCACAUUGGCGUAUAACUCUAUUAAAAUGAAUGAGGAGCAUCAUUAUACACAGUGGUGUGAAAAAGUGUUUGCACGUUUCCUUAUUUCUUGUUUAUUUGCAUGUUUGUCACACUUAAACGUUUCAGAUCAUCAAACACAUUUAAAUAUUAGUCAAUGACAACACAACUGAACACAAAAUGUAGUUCUUAAAUGAAACUUUUUAUGAAGGAGGAAAAAAAAAAAAUCCAAACCUACAUGGUCCUGUGUGACAAAGUGAUUGCCCCCUAAACCUAAUAACUGGUUGGGCCACCCUUAGCAGCAAAAACUGCAAUCAAGCGUUUACAGCACUGGAGGGAUUUCGGCCCACUCAUCUUUGCAGAAUUGUUAUAAUUCAGCCACGGUGGAGUGUUUUCCAGCAUGAACAGCCGUUUUAAUGUCAUGCCUCAGCAUCUCAGUAGG
Messenger RNA from Dunckerocampus dactyliophorus (ringed pipefish), 11025 nucleotides. It is a transcript of the gene tanc2a, whose product is annotated as tetratricopeptide repeat, ankyrin repeat and coiled-coil containing 2a. NCBI's taxonomy places the organism in Eukaryota, Metazoa, Chordata, Actinopteri, Syngnathiformes, Syngnathidae. The transcript is spliced from 27 exons. Gene Ontology annotation, cellular component: dendritic spine. Gene Ontology annotation, biological process: regulation of dendritic spine morphogenesis. Gene Ontology annotation, molecular function: protein binding. The coding region runs from base 437 to 6301 and encodes 1954 amino acids. The record is from RefSeq and is a predicted model, not a curated record.